AUGUCUGACAAUACCAACGAUAAGCAGGCCCCCUCCACUCUCCAGUCCUACGUCAACUCUGCCACGGGUGCAGUUCAGAGCGCUAUUGGCAAUUUGACGGGUAACAACACCCAGCAGGCUGAGGGUCAGGUCGCUCAGGACCAGGCAAAGAUUGAGCACGAGCAGUCCAAGGCCGGCGUCAAGGCUGCCGGCGUCAGCGUCUCGAGCGAUGGCGGCAUCGCUAAGGACAAUGCCGACCGAUCUGCUGGUUCCUGGAACCAGACCAUUGGUUCCGCCAAGGAGGCCCUUGGUGGUCUCGUCGGCCACGAGGGUUUGAAGAAUGCCGGUCGUGAGCAGAAUCUCGAGGGACAGCAGCAGGAGGCCAAGGGCCAGCUCAGCGAUCUGACUGGCGGUGUCUCUGAUCGUGCCAAGGGCGUGAUGGGUGGUGCCGUGGCCAGUGCUAUGGGCGAUGAGUCGGGCAAGGCUCACUAUGACCAGAUGCGUGCCGACGGCAAGGCUGCCCAGCGUGGUGUUGAGGCUGAUCUCGAGAAGAAGGCCGAGGCCGAGCGCGCUCAGAAGAACGAGGAGUAG
Molecule: messenger RNA, 570 nt
Organism: Beauveria bassiana ARSEF 2860
Lineage: Eukaryota; Fungi; Ascomycota; Sordariomycetes; Hypocreales; Cordycipitaceae
Product: mismatched base pair and cruciform dna recognition protein
Exons: 2
Coding region: 1-570 (189 amino acids)
Source: RefSeq, a predicted model, not a curated record